Chlorocebus sabaeus (green monkey) is the source of this 3337-nucleotide messenger RNA. RefSeq names its product follicle stimulating hormone receptor (gene FSHR). Gene Ontology annotation, biological process: follicle-stimulating hormone signaling pathway; activation of adenylate cyclase activity; hormone-mediated signaling pathway. Lineage: Eukaryota; Metazoa; Chordata; Mammalia; Primates; Cercopithecidae. Gene Ontology annotation, cellular component: plasma membrane. Gene Ontology annotation, molecular function: G protein-coupled peptide receptor activity; follicle-stimulating hormone receptor activity. The record is from RefSeq and is a predicted model, not a curated record.
AGAUCUCUUCUCAUAAGGGCACUGUGUGGAGCUCCUGAGAUCUGUGGAGGUUUUUCUCUGCGAAUGCAGGAAGAAAGCAGGUGGAUGGAUGUGUAAUUAUGGCCCUGCUCCUGGUCUCUUUGCUGGCAUUCCUGAGCGUGGGCUCAGGAUGUCAUCAUCGGAUCUGUCACUGCUCUAACAGGGUUUUUCUCUGCCAAGAGAGCAAGGUGACAGAGAUUCCUUCUGACCUCCCGAGGAAUGCGGUUGAACUGAGGUUUGUCCUCACCAAGCUUCGAGUCAUCCAAAAAGGUGCAUUUUCAGGAUUUGGGGACCUGGAGAAAAUAGAGAUCUCUCAGAAUGAUGUCUUGGAGGUGAUAGAGGCAGAUGUGUUCUCCAGCCUUCCCAAAUUACACGAAAUUAGAAUUGAAAAGGCCAACAACCUGCUCAACAUCAACCCUGAGGCCUUCCAGAACCUUCCCAACCUUCGAUAUCUGUUAAUAUCCAACACAGGUAUUAAGCACCUUCCAGAUGUUCACAAGAUUCAUUCUUUCCAAAAGGUUUUACUAGACAUUCAAGAUAACAUAAACAUCCACACAAUUGAAAGGAAUUCUUUUGUGGGGCUGAGUUUUGAAAGUGUGAUUCUAUGGCUGAAUAAGAAUGGGAUUCAAGAAAUACACAACUGUGCAUUCAAUGGAACCCAACUAGAUGAGCUGAAUCUAAGCGAUAAUAAUAAUUUAGAAGAAUUGCCUAAUGAUGUUUUCCACGGAGCCUCUGGACCAGUCAUUCUAGAUAUUUCAAGAACAAGGAUCUACUCCCUGCCUAGCUAUGGCUUAGAAAAUCUUAAGAAGCUGAGGGCCAGGUCGACUUACAACUUAAAAAAGCUUCCUAGUCUGGAAAAGCUUGUUGCCCUCAUGGAAGCCAGCCUCACCUAUCCCAGCCAUUGCUGUGCCUUUGCAAACUGGAGACGGCCAAUCUCUGAGCUUCAUCCAAUUUGCAACAAAUCUAUUUUAAGGCAAGAAGUUGAUUAUAUGACUCAGGCUAGGGGUCAGAGAGCCUCUCUGGCAGAAGACAAUGAGCCCGGUUACAGCAGAGGAUUUGACAUGAUGUACAGUGAGUUUGACUAUGACUUAUGCAAUGAAGUGGUUGACGUGACCUGUUCCCCUACGCCAGAUGCAUUCAACCCAUGUGAAGAUAUCAUGGGGUACAACAUCCUCAGAGUCCUGAUAUGGUUUAUCAGCAUCCUGGCCAUCACUGGGAACAUCAUAGUGCUGGUGAUCCUAACUACCAGCCAAUAUAAACUCACAGUCCCCAGGUUCCUUAUGUGCAACCUGGCCUUUGCUGAUCUCUGCAUUGGAAUCUACCUGCUGCUCAUUGCAUCAGUUGAUAUCCACACCAAAAGCCAGUAUCACAACUAUGCCAUUGACUGGCAAACUGGGGCAGGCUGUGAUGCUGCUGGCUUUUUCACUGUGUUUGCCAGUGAGCUGUCAGUCUACACUCUGACAGCUAUCACCUUGGAAAGAUGGCAUACCAUCACCCAUGCCAUGCAGCUGGACUGCAAGGUGCAGCUCCGCCAUGCUGCCAGUGUCAUGGUGAUGGGCUGGAUUUUUGCUUUUGCAGCUGCCCUCUUUCCCAUCUUUGGCAUCAGCAGUUACAUGAAGGUGAGCAUCUGCCUGCCCAUGGAUAUUGACAGCCCUUUGUCACAGUUGUAUGUCAUGUCCCUCCUUGUGCUCAAUGUCCUGGCUUUUGUGGUCAUCUGUGGCUGCUAUACUCACAUCUACCUCACAGUGCGGAACCCCAACAUCGUGUCCUCCUCUAGUGACACCAGGAUCGCCAAGCGCAUGGCCAUGCUCAUCUUCACUGACUUCCUCUGCAUGGCACCCAUUUCUUUCUUUGCCAUUUCUGCCUCCCUCAAGGUGCCCCUCAUCACUGUAUCCAAAGCAAAGAUCCUGCUGGUCCUCUUUUACCCCAUCAACUCCUGUGCCAACCCCUUCCUCUAUGCCAUCUUUACCAAAAACUUUCGCAGAGAUUUCUUCAUUCUCCUGAGCAAGUUUGGCUGCUAUGAAAUGCAAGCCCAAAUUUAUAGGACAGAAACCUCAUCCACUGCCCACAACUCCCAUCCAAGGAAUGGCCACUGCUCUUCAGCUCACAGAGUCACCAAUGGUUCCAGUUACAUACUUGUCCCUCUAACUCAUUUAGCCCAAAAGUAAAACACAAUGUGAAAAUGUAUCUGACUGUUGAACGAUAAUUCAGUCUUGCCUUUGAAGGGUAUGCCACAGAUAGCUGACAGUGCUUCUACAUAUCUCAUCUAAUUUAAGCUUCCUGGCAUACCUUUAAGGUAAAUUGGUCAGGAACUAUUAAUUCCAUGUGAUACAUUGGGAAGCUGAAUUAUUAGUAACAACAAUAAUUAAAGAAUACAAUACUAUAUUACAUAUUUUAUCCUUAUAUAUGUUGUUUUUGAACAUUAUGUUCAAAGUGCUUUUGUUCAGAUUAUCUCAACUGAUCCCUGUUAAAUAAGCAGGACAGGGAUUAUUCUUGGAGUUUUACAAAUGAAGAAACUAAGACUCAGAGUUAAGUUACUUGUUCAAAAUUGUUUGGUUUGUAAGAGGCAGAGCCAGGAUUAGGUAUUCCAACUCCCAGAGAAUUUCCAGGAGAAGCACCAUGGUAUUCAUUCAUUCAUUCAUUCAUUCAUUCAACAAAUAUUUACUGAACACCCAUUUGAAGCCUUUGUUAUGCAUCAAUGUGGACAGGCUACAAUACAUUUCCCAGAAUUCCCGUCCUCAUGUGUUUCUGGUUAGAGUGAGCCAUAGUGAAGACUCUAGGAAAACAGGAGGGCAGAGGAAAACGGCAGCCAUUUUGUAGCUCAGCACACUGUUGCUGAUGCUGACUCAGCUUACUGCUGUAAAGCAGCAGCUGGGUCUCCAAUUGCUCCACCUUUCCCUGGAUCCUCCUUCAGGUUCUCAGACUCAUCCUGGGCCAGGUAUAUUUGUUAAGCUCCACGAAAAAGGGUCCAACCUCUGCAGGGCACUUUCAUCACCAAGGUCAGAGGCAACAAGAAAGUAAGCAGGGCUCAGGGUGUGCUUGUGGAAUUCUAUGUGUGCUGCUGCUUCCAGCAUGCUGUGAUCUUCCCUUUAUGAUCACCCACCCUGAGGACUUCUAGCUCUGGCAUCAGCUGUGGAGACAUCCUUACAAAGACAGGUUAACCAGCUCCCCACAACUGUGUAAGCCUGUAACAAAUAUUUACCACCUAUAUGUAUUUACAUGCAUGCAAAUAUAUCACUGGUUCUGCUUCUCUGCUUGAACCCUAACACCUAUUAUAUGAUGUGCAUAUGGAUUGUAAUGUUAAGAACACAGCAGUUUG